Messenger RNA from Cynara cardunculus var. scolymus (artichoke), 476 nucleotides. RefSeq lists its product as uncharacterized. Bases 61 to 252 code for a protein of 63 amino acids. The transcript has a single exon. The record is from RefSeq and is a predicted model, not a curated record. NCBI's taxonomy places the organism in Eukaryota, Viridiplantae, Streptophyta, Magnoliopsida, Asterales, Asteraceae.
CAACUUAGCUCUUCGUAAUCUGAAACAUAAAGUGAAGAAGGUAGCAACACAUUAGUUAAGAUGGCGAUGGUGGUGGUGAUAUCGGUGCCACUGAUAUUGUUCUCAGUGAUGCUUGGUGUUGGGUGUUAUUUUGUAGGAAGGGCAAGAGGAAGACAAGAUAUCAGAACUCAUGCACAAGCUUUUGGGGUUCCCAUUGCUCCUCCUAAUGCCGAUCCUUCUUGUUCUAAACCAAAAAUCGCAGAGAUGGUUUGAUCGAUGAGAGAGAGCUUAAUUUGGGUUCUUUUCUGCUCGAAUUGUUGGUUUAAUUUGAGGUCUUAAACCAUACUAGUGUUUUUUUUUGGAUUGAAAUUGAAUUGAUUCAUCUGUGAAUGAUUCUUGUCUGAAAAGCUUCUUUUGUUUGGAAGCUAAUAAUAUGAGUGUUGUUACUUUAUUUGGUUUGAAUCAAUGUAAAGAUAUCAUCAUUGAAUUGGUGUUUU